AUGCCGAAGACUACCGAAGAGUCUCUCCAUGCAGAUAAUACGRUUAAUSCUGACGAUUUGCCGCUUCUACAAGAUGACGGUCCAUCUUUGUCGACCGAGCUGUUCACAGAAGAGUCGCUGUCCUUCCUACAACAGAGAUUAGGAAUAGAUUCCAUCGUGUCGGCGAUAGAUGAUCUGUCUAACCUCGUAAAGAGAUCUCAAGACGUUAAGGUUGAUGAACCAUCACCUAAACGUGCUCGACUGAGCUAUGAUCCGAGUGCCUCACUCGGCGAUUUGGCAAGCGAUACAUUAUCUGACGACGCCGAAUUUGAACUCCCGCCCUCCAUCUUCGAUGAUCAAGAGAAUAAAGGUCCCAAAGUCAAAGAAGCUUUGGCGAAACGAGUAAACGAAUCGUUUACUACUAAACCUAUUGAAGACAAGAUGAAGCCUCUGCUUCAAAAAUAUCACACGCCUGAGAAUUGCGAACUCUUGUGCGUGCCACGGGUGAAUUCACCUUUGUGGAACGAGCUUCCACACAAAGCAAAAUCUGUGGACCUUGGCGUCCAAGAAAUACAAAAGAUGAUUGUUAAAACUGGUCAAGUUUUAGUGUCUUUGGCUGAAUCAGCYAUAAAGGCCAAGAAGGAGAAAGAACUCCUUGAACCACAAGAGCUCCUUGGAGCCCUUUCUGAUGCUCUUGCAUUCAUUGGGAAUGCUGGUUUUCAGACAUCACUCAAGCGGCGAGAUUUGCUCAAGGCUUCUCUCAGCAAAGACUACCAGUCUUUGUGUUCCGCUUCUACUCCAGUUACAACUCAUCUCUUCGGAGAUGACUUGUCUAAGAAAGUAGACGAUAUUGCUAAGGCGAACAGAAUUGCCGUCAAGAUCACCAAGAAUCCUGAUACUCGAGCAAGUGGUGGAAACAGAAACCGCAAUCGUCAAGGACAAGGCUCUAAGGCCGAUUUUUUGUCCUCAAAGCCGGGCCCAGCCCGGCGCAACAACAAUUACAACAGAUUCAAUCAGAACCGCUCGACGCCUCGUUACGAGAAAAAAUAGUCGACAGAGUCAGACACUGCUGCUCAGAAACACAAGUAAAUGAUCCUUAUUGCAAGAGUUCUAAUCCAACUGAAGAGAGACAAGGUCCAACGUGUUACUCGUAACCCCAGUGUGGCCUUCCCAGUCAUGGUAUCCCAGUCUUCUGGAAAUGUCUACAGCUCGUCCAAUUCUAC
Molecule: messenger RNA, 1202 nt
Organism: Actinia tenebrosa (Australian red waratah sea anemone)
Lineage: Eukaryota; Metazoa; Cnidaria; Anthozoa; Actiniaria; Actiniidae
Source: RefSeq, a predicted model, not a curated record